This is a messenger RNA of Hemibagrus wyckioides, 1889 nucleotides long. RefSeq names its product acyl-CoA thioesterase 20 (gene acot20). Lineage: Eukaryota; Metazoa; Chordata; Actinopteri; Siluriformes; Bagridae. Bases 40 to 1326 code for a protein of 428 amino acids. Gene Ontology annotation, molecular function: fatty acyl-CoA hydrolase activity. Gene Ontology annotation, biological process: acyl-CoA metabolic process; fatty acid metabolic process. The transcript has 3 exons. The record is from RefSeq and is a predicted model, not a curated record.
ACACAGAAGGAUCUGGCAACCCGUGUUGAAUGAUUAGGCAUGGCGCUGCUCGCGGGAGCCAGACAACUUUUCAGGCUAAAUGUGAGAAAGAUGUGCUCUUCAGCUCCCGGGGUCCGGCUUCGCAUAUUACCGAGCAGCAGCUGCUUCUUCGACGAAGCAGUUCAGAUUAAAGUGAGCGGUUUUCCUCCUGGAAAACAGGUGGAACUUCGAGCCAAACACAAGGACGACAAAGGGGUUGUGUUCAAGGCCAGUGCUCUGUACAAGGCAGACGAGCAUGGAGAAGUGGACCUGAGACGUCACGCGUCCAGCGGUGGCUCCUACACGGGUGUGGAGCCCAUGGGCUUGUUCUGGUCCCUGCUUCCAGAAAGUCCACACAAGAAGCUGCUGAAGAGAGACGCGUCCAGCCCUGUCCUCGUCCACAUCGAGGCUCUCCGAGAUGGACAAGUCCUAACGGAAGAAACCAACCUGCGGCGCUUCAUGGCUGAUGGAAUGCAGAGAGUUCCGGUGAAGCACGGCAGGUUACGGGGAACUCUCUUCAUCCCACCGGGUGAAGGUCCAUUCCCGGGGAUUAUUGACCUGUACACGUUAGGAGGCACGGUGUGUGAGCCCAGAGCUUCUCUCCUGGCAAACAAAGGAUUCGUGGUGUUUGCUCUGGCUUUCUACGGCUACCAGGACAUGCCCAAAACGGUGGAUAAACUCGAUCUGGAGUACUUUGAGGAAGGUGUAAGAUUUCUGCAGAUGCAGCCUAAGGUGAAAAAAUCUGGGAUUGGAAUCGUGUCGAUCUCAAAAAGCGGGGAUCUGGCGUUGUCGAUGGCUUCCUUCCUUCCUGACAUAUCAGCCACCGUCUGCAUCAACACCUGCAACGCUAACUCCGUCUUCCCGCUCCAUUACAAAGACACCAUCAUCCCGGGAUUCGUCGGCAGCAAAAAGAGAAUAACGGUCACAAAAUCCGGCAUCUUGGAUAUCCGAGACAUCCUGAACGACCCGAUGGAGGAGGAAAAGACCCGUGCGACGGUCAUCCCUAUCGAGCGUGCCGGCUGCAGAUUCCUGUUCAUCGUGUCAGGAGAUGACAGGAACUGGAACAGCGCCUUCUUCGCCCAGCAGGCAUGCAACAGGCUCAAAGCUCACGGAAAAGCCAACUACGACCUGGUGACCUAUCCGACAGCGGGACACUUUAUGGAAGUCCCCUACAUGCCGCAUCACCCGUCCGGGCUCCACGCCGCCGUGAAUCAGGUGGUGGUUUUCGGAGGAGAACCGAAAGCUCAUGCAGAUGCGCAGGUCAAUGCGUGGGGCAAAAUUCAAAGCUUUCUCAAAUCCCACUUGUGAAAGUGCUUCCUGAAAUUUCUAAAGCUCGCUAUAUGAUCUCUCGGGAAUAAACCCCUCCAUGUCAUUCUGGUAUCAUUAGGAAAAUAAUCAGUAAUGGAGUGAUUGAUGAUGAUGAUGCUAUUACAAUUCUGGAGUUCAUUAUUUUUCUGCAACAGCAUGACCUGUAGUGUUUUAUUGCUCUUAAAUGAAAAUGAAUGAAUCAGACGGUGACCAGUCAGAAUGGAUAAUUCGCCUUUCCUCUAGUAAAAUAACUGAUUUAUUAGUAACCUAUGUACAUCUGUAAGUUUCUGAACAUAUCUAAUAACACCACCAUGAGGCAGCGGUCAGUUAUAAGACAAAACAUCAGAUUGAGAUGAAAACGUGAUUUCAGUGACUUUUACUGUGUUUAGUGAGUGUUUGCUGUCAUAUUCACAGAAAUAAAUAGGCUGUUCCUAAUAAUUUGCACUCUGCAGUGUUGCCUGUUUCAUCACUGUGCUUUAACUCUUAAUGAACACUUCUGUAAAAGUGUUAUGUGUUAUGUUUUUGUACGAAUUGAUGGUUUGGUUUGUUUUUUUCCUGUGUUG